UGGAUUACACUAGCGGUAAUAACUGUGCUUAAAUAAGUUACGAAAUAGUUAAUAAGAUCUGUGAACCGCGGACAGUCAAUUACACAGCAGUACCCAAUGGAGCCUGCGAACCGCUACGCUUCCUGCUUUGUGUCAGUUUAACUCUUCUGUCUCUCGCAAACCCAGUUUGGAAUCCAGCCUCCUGCUUUGCGAUUGGCGGUGACAAAAACUAGUGUGUUCGAGGACUGCUCUGGUUGGUUCCAAGGGGUGCCAAUUAUUAACUGGUUGCUGAUUUGGCUCCCUAGCCUGGUAGAUGUCAAAGGCUGAAGCUGUUCCCUUUGCCACAUUAUAACUAGUAAGGGAUCCACACCAGCCAUGGCCACAGCUGCCUCGAAUCCCUACAGCAUUCUCAGUUCCAACUCUAUGGUUCACGCAGAUUCCUCGGUCAUGCAGCAAGGGAGUCCUUUUAGGAACCAUCAGAAACUUCUCCAAAGUGACUAUCUACAGGGAGUCUCCAGCAAUGGACAUCCUCUUGGGCACCAGUGGGUGACAAGCUUAUCUGAAGGGAGCCCGUGGACGUCGAUAGUGACCAGCCCUUUAGACCAGCAAGACGUUAAACCUGGCAGGGACGAUCUCCAACUGGGGGCUAUCAUCCAUCACAGGUCUCCUCAUGUUGCCCAUCACUCGCCCCAUACAAAUCAUCCAGGUGCGUGGGGAGCAACCGCGGCUCAUAACUCAUCUAUAAACAACGGCGGACAACCUAUCAACAUCUACGCGCAAACAGGGUUCACUGUCAAUGGUAUGUUGGAUCAUGGAGGUCUAACGCCACCUCCAACAUCAGCGCCUAACCAAAACUUGCACCCGGGGCUCAGAGACACCCCGGACCACGGAGAUAUAGGAGCGCAUCACUGUCACGACCAUUCAGACGAAGAGACGCCGACCUCGGAUGAGUUGGAACAGUUCGCGAAACAAUUCAAACAAAGGCGAAUCAAGCUGGGGUUCACGCAGGCAGAUGUUGGGCUUGCACUGGGGACUCUGUACGGCAAUGUCUUCUCCCAGACUACCAUCUGCAGGUUUGAAGCCUUGCAGCUCAGCUUUAAGAACAUGUGCAAACUAAAGCCCUUGUUAAACAAGUGGCUAGAAGAGGCAGACUCAUCCACGGGAAGUCCGAGUAGUAUUGAUAAAAUCGCAGCCCAGGGAAGGAAGAGAAAGAAAAGGACCUCGAUUGAGGUGAGCGUCAAAGGGGUGCUGGAGACCCAUUUUCUCAAAUGUCCCAAACCUGCCGCUUUGGAGAUCACCUCUUUGGCAGACAGCCUACAGUUAGAAAAAGAAGUGGUUCGUGUCUGGUUUUGUAACAGAAGACAAAAAGAGAAAAGAAUGACUCCGCCGGGAGAACAACAGUCGCACGAGGUAUAUUCUCACAGCGUUAACACAGACACCACCUCGUGCCGUGAUCUCUGACCGCAGAACCGGGCUCCAAACCCGCGAGACUCUUUGUGAAGAAUGGAAAUCUAGAGGCUUUUUAAUUGAUGGUUCUUUUUUUUUUCUCUCGUGGUAUAAUGCUGAUAAAUUAAUAGGAGUAUAUUUAAAAAAAAAAAAAAGCCACAAACAUUUUGUUAAGCAUUUUGGCAAUAUCUUUCAGCAAACAAUGUUUCUGUUUGUUUUCAUAAACGGAGCCCGUUUAUUAUAAAAUUAGGUUUGUUUUGUUUUUCUACUACAAGGAUUUAAAUACAGACGUGUGCCUAUUAAUAACCUCACAGCGCCUUGGUUUUCACAACAUAUAUAUCAGGUGAAUCAGUUAUGUUAUGGGUAGUUGUUUCUUUUCUAUUUUUAUACUGCUUUGCUGUAAGUGUAGAAGGUGUUUUACUGUUUUGUCCACACCAGUGAGAAGAAUACGUACAAAAUGUGUUCACUGACUCCUUACUGCAAUCAUAAACACGGACUCUAGAUUUCUGUUCCAUUUUUCACAUUUCUGUAAAUCAUAAUUCCAUACGCCAUGCUGGUUGCACGACCGCAAACAUGGUCUGCGUUUUAUAAUUGAUGUGACGAUUUAAGACGCUUUAAAAAAAGGUUAUCGAUGGGAGUUUACGUUGCAGUGAAACACCUUGGAGCUAGUAUCUAGCUUUAAAGCAUUAUUGAUUCCCGCGUCCGUGCAUUGCAACUAUCAACCACCUGUCCAGGUUUUUCUUGAU
Polyodon spathula (Mississippi paddlefish) is the source of this 2171-nucleotide messenger RNA. RefSeq names its product POU domain, class 3, transcription factor 4-B-like. The transcript has a single exon. NCBI's taxonomy places the organism in Eukaryota, Metazoa, Chordata, Actinopteri, Acipenseriformes, Polyodontidae. Gene Ontology annotation, biological process: brain development; regulation of transcription by RNA polymerase II. The record is from RefSeq and is a predicted model, not a curated record. Bases 355 to 1440 code for a protein of 361 amino acids. Gene Ontology annotation, molecular function: DNA-binding transcription factor activity, RNA polymerase II-specific; RNA polymerase II cis-regulatory region sequence-specific DNA binding. Gene Ontology annotation, cellular component: nucleus.